AUGAAACAAAUAUCGAUAGUCGGGUUGUUUACGGUCCUUGUUAUAUACACUUUCUGUGGUUUGGAUUUUAAAAGUCUUGGACGACAUCAAUGGCGAUGCAAAGCGAAGCUCGGAGAUAAAGAUAGGGAUUCAUCAACUACAGCGAACGAACGGAACUCAGGGAUAUUAGAUUCGGAGCAAGACAAUUUAUUCGAUGGAGCGAGUGAGGUAUUAACAACGCAAGUUUCUAAUACGAGCGGUGUUAAAUGUGCGUGUGGUAAACAUUGCAAAGGUCUAAGAGGGUUGAAAGUGCAUCAACGAUCAUGCCGUUUCAUUGCUGGGCUUAAUGAAGAAAUAGCUACAAUGGAUGACGAGAGAAGCGAGGAAGGGGAAAUUGAUAUUGGUGAAUCUAUGCCACCUGAACAUCCGGAACUUAAACCAGGUAUAAAACUGCCAAAAUCAGAUAGUGAAUGGGCAAAUUCUGAUCUAUUUUUCAGGGCGGAACUAGCUAUGGACAGCAUGAACGACUUUAAUAUUAACAAUGUAAUUUUUUACAUGUCUAACAAAGUGUAUAAUUACUUCGCUGACAAUUUUGGUAUUAUUCAACGCACAAAGGAUGUAGAACCAAACAGUCUUUUGUUAAAAUACAAAGAAUUUUCGAAACAACAGCUCAAACAAGAAUUGAAAAAUUUGAAGCGGGACACUCAUGAGAAUUUACGGUCGAUUAAGUAUGUUGCUAAACUAUUGCGUGGGAAGCUUACUGGUAAACAAAGUGCAAAUGAUACCGGUAAUAGGGCGACCACAAUAACGAGAUUAAAAACAAUUUCUGGGCGUACACAAAAACGUUUCUAGAAGCUGAUGAAAAGCUAAAACCUGUAUUCAAUAAACUAAUUUGUACGGACUACUUUAAAACAUUCUUGAGAUGUAGCAACCCAAUGCGUCGUUUUAAUAUCCCAUCUUGGAUACCCCGAUUUAAAGAACCAGAUCAGGCUUUUGACGAUUCGCCGCCAACCUACCGGGAAAUUAGCAAGAUAAUACACAAAAUGAAAGCAAGCGGGUCUCCUUGCCCUUUAGACCAAAUUCCCAUUAUUGUUUUUAAGAAGUCACCCUACCUUCGAUCAUAUUUAACUAUGAUAAUAAGUAAGAUCUGGACAGCUGGAGAAAUUCCCAUAAUCUGGAAGAAAGCUGCUUCGAUCUUAAUCCAUAAGAGUAACUCAGUAAAUGAACCUGAAAAUUUUAGACCAAUUACUUUAGAAUCGGUUCACUAA
This is a messenger RNA of Paramuricea clavata, 1247 nucleotides long. The record is from the annotation of a GenBank genome assembly. NCBI's taxonomy places the organism in Eukaryota, Metazoa, Cnidaria, Anthozoa, Malacalcyonacea, Plexauridae.